Messenger RNA from Puntigrus tetrazona (Sumatra barb), 5066 nucleotides. RefSeq names its product peripheral plasma membrane protein CASK-like. The record is from RefSeq and is a predicted model, not a curated record. Gene Ontology annotation, molecular function: signaling receptor binding; ATP binding; protein kinase activity. Bases 767 to 3523 code for a protein of 918 amino acids. NCBI's taxonomy places the organism in Eukaryota, Metazoa, Chordata, Actinopteri, Cypriniformes, Cyprinidae. The transcript is spliced from 28 exons. Gene Ontology annotation, cellular component: plasma membrane; cell-cell junction; basolateral plasma membrane. Gene Ontology annotation, biological process: regulation of neurotransmitter secretion; protein phosphorylation.
UGCCAUUUAUCAUACCUUAAAGAUUUGCCCACAUGUACCCACAUACUAACUGGUUUUUAAUUGGAUAUUCUCAUCUUAGAUCAGUACAGUACAUUUUGAUAUUGUUUGCUAAUCAGAAACAUCUUUGCUAAUAGGUUUAAGGAUUUUAAGCAAAGUAUAAAACUGGCCCACAAUUACAACCUUUUUGGAGCAUAUUCUGAACUAUCCACUAUAUCUAUAUCUUUUUUUUUCUUUGAUGUGAUGCGAAAUGUAUUUUUCAAGUACCCUUAGAACAAAGCUCUAUUUCUAGAGACCGGGGGAACCUUUUCUUCCAUUUCUUUUCAUCACUGGAACUGAGCAGCCUCCUCUUUAUAUUAUGUAUGAAAUUAUUCUGGAGCUCGGCAUCUGACAAAGAAAUGUGAAAUAUGGAUUUUCAUUAUUUCUUUAAUAAUUACAAAAUAAUAAAAAAGAUGCUGUAUUGAUUUUUACAUCUCUUGUGCCCUUCAAGUCAUAAAUCGAGACGCAACCGAUGGUAAAUGGCUGUCUUCAAAUGUAAUAUCUUGUCUUUUAAUGCUCUAGCUGUACCUCAGCUUCUCCAACCUGCGGCCGCCUGCUUCUCUAGCAUGACGCUAACCAGAUACUAAGAGAUCCUGGGAGGUGUGUGUUUGCUGUAUGUGUGUGUCAGCAGCAGCUGCGUCUGGUGUCAUGUGAGCUGCAGAUGCCACAGUGAGCUCGUAAAUGCUGCUCAGCGAGGAGUCCCCGCCGUCCAUCAGCACCUCUGAAUCACAUGCUGACUGCAGCUUUCUCUCUCUGUCUCUCUGUCUCUCUCUCUCUCUCUAUAAAAAUGGAUCUGAAGAGGGAAGCGAGCAUCUGCCACAUGCUGAAACAUCCUCACAUAGUGGAGCUUCUGGAGACCUACAGCUCUGAUGGGAUGCUCUACAUGGUGUUUGAGUUCAUGGAUGGAGCAGAUCUCUGCUUUGAGAUCGUGAAGAGAGCAGACGCUGGUUUUGUUUACAGUGAGGCAGUAGCCAGUCACUACAUGAGACAGAUCCUAGAGGCUUUGCGGUACUGCCAUGACAACAACAUCAUUCACCGGGAUGUGAAGCCUCAUUGUGUGUUGCUAGCAUCAAAGGAGAAUUCUGCUCCGGUGAAACUUGGUGGAUUUGGUGUGGCUAUACAGCUAGGAGAGUCUGGAUUAGUGGCUGGAGGCCGGGUGGGCACUCCACACUUCAUGGCCCCUGAGGUGGUAAAAAGAGAACCUUACGGGAAACCUGUGGAUGUUUGGGGCUGCGGAGUCAUCCUCUUCAUCCUCUUGAGUGGCUGCCUGCCCUUUUAUGGCACCAAAGAACGCCUGUUUGAAGCAAUCAUAAAAGGAAAAUAUAAGAUGAAUCCCAGGCAGUGGGGCCAGAUCUCAGAGAGUGCCAAAGACCUGGUGCGCCGUAUGCUGAUGCUGGACCCUGCAGAGAGGAUCACAGUGUAUGAAGCUCUCAACCACCCCUGGCUCAAGGAGAGAGACCGCUAUUCCUACAAGAUCCACCUUCCUGAGACUGUCGAGCAGCUGAGGAAAUUCAAUGCCAGGAGGAAACUAAAAGGUGCAGUGCUUGCAGCAGUCUCCAGUCACAAGUUCAACUCUUUCUAUGGGGACCCACCUGAAGAACUGCCUGACUUCUCUGAGGACCCUACUUCAUCAGGACUACUAGCAGCGGAAAGGGCUGUGUCACAAGUGCUUGACAGUUUGGAGGAAAUCCAUGCUCUGACGGACUGCAGUGAGAAAGACCUGGACUUUCUACACAGCGUCUUCCAGGACCAUCACCUCCACACAUUGCUUGAUCUGUAUGACAAGAUAAACACCAAGUCUUCACCACAAAUCAGGAAUCCUUCUAGUGACGCAGUUCAGAGAGCCAAAGAGACCUCCACCGAAGACGGGUCGAGCACGGCUUUGAAACAUCUGGAAUAUGUACUGGAGGAGAUUUCAUGCUACCCAGAGAAUGCAGACGUUAAAGAACUGAGACGGAUUCUAACCCAGCCCCAUUUCAUGGCCUUGCUUCAGACUCAUGAUGUUGUGGCACAUGAGGUAUACAGUGACGAGGCACUGAGGGUCACCCCACCCCCCACAUCACCAUAUCUCAACGGAGACUCACCUGAAAGCACAAACGGAGACAUGGACAUAGAGAACGUUACAAGAGUACGCCUGGUUCAGUUCCAGAAGAACACGGAUGAACCAAUGGGUAUCACGUUGAAAAUGAAUGACUUGAACCAUUGCAUCGUGGCAAGAAUAAUGCAUGGAGGAAUGAUCCACAGACAAGGAACUUUGCAUGUCGGAGACGAGAUCCGGGAGAUCAACGGCAUAAGUGUAGCAAAUCAAACGGUGGAGCAGCUUCAAAAGAUGCUUCGGGAAAUGAGAGGCAGCAUCACCUUUAAGAUUGUGCCAAGCUACCGCACACAACAAUCGUCCUGUGAGAAAGAAUCCCCCUCCACCUCCAGACAGUCCCCUGCUAAUGGCCAUUCCAGCAUUAACAGUUCUAUCUUGGAUUUGCCAUCAACCAUCCAGCCAAAAGGACGCCAGAUCUCCAGACCUCCAAUCAAGGAUAAAUUUUCCAUCAAGAUCUAUGUACGGGCACAGUUCGAGUAUGAUCCGGUGAAAGAUGACCUCAUCCCCUGUAAAGAGGCUGGGAUUCGCUUCAGGGUGGGUGACAUAAUCCAGAUUAUCAACAAAGAUGACCAUAACUGGUGGCAAGGCAAGCUGGAAAACACCAAGAAUGGCACAGCAGGACUGAUUCCCUCACCUGAACUUCAAGAGUGGCGGGUGGCCUGUAUAGCCAUGGAGAAAACCAAGCAAGAACAGCAGGCAAGCUGUACUUGGUUUGGCAAGAAAAAAAAGCAGUACAAAGACAAAUACCUAGCAAAGCACAACGCAGUGUUUGAUCAACUAGAUCUGGUCACGUAUGAGGAAGUAGUGAAGUUGCCGGCAUUCAAGAGAAAAACAUUAGUUUUACUAGGUGCUCACGGUGUUGGCCGAAGACACAUCAAGAACACACUCAUCACCAAACACCCAGACAGAUUUGCUUAUCCCAUUCCACACACAACCAGACCUCCAAAGAAAGACGAAGAGAACGGCAAGAAUUAUUUCUUUGUAUCCCACGACCAAAUGAUGCAGGACAUCUCCAACAACGAUUACCUGGAAUACGGCAGCCACGAGGACGCCAUGUAUGGCACGCGGUUGGAGACGAUACGCAAGAUUCAUGAGCAGGGACUCGUAGCCAUACUGGAUGUAGAGCCACAGGCACUGAAGGUUUUACGGACAGCUGAAUUUGCGCCCUAUGUGGUUUUCAUUGCUGCACCGACCAUCACUCCCGGCAUGAACGAGGACGAGUCAUUACAGAGGCUGCAGAAGGAGUCUGAGAUCCUCCAGAAGACAUAUGCACACUAUUUUGACCAAACCAUCAUAAAUAAUGAGAUUGACGAGACUAUUCGGCUCCUGGAGGAAGCCAUAGACCUGGUUUGCACCACGGCCCAGUGGGUUCCAGUGUCCUGGGUCUACUAAAACAACAAACCCAUCAACCUGUAACCUUACACCCUUCAUAACCUCACACUCUGCGGUGCAUCUCUGCAAGAAGGAAAAAAACUUGCAACUUUCCCAUGAUGCAAACAGAAACCCACCUCUGACGUUUAACAACAACAUCGAUGUACCUGCAGUGAGCCCAGUCUUGGCCCUUCACAAACUACCUAGACGUAGUGUUGUAUUAAUGAAAAAAAAUCAAUAAAAUAAAUUACUAAAUAUUGUCAUGUCUAUAUAGCUAGGAGGCAACAUUUUGUAGACGUUUGAUUUAAAGAGACAGUAUCCUACAUGGCGCAUUUUCCUGAAAGGAAUAUUUUUGUAGUUUUUCGGCACAUUUUUCUGUUUGCACCAGACUGAAAGUGCGGUAUUCCAUCUGUCCAGCCGUCCAUUAACUCAGCCAUCAUACAUAAUCCCACAUUAUCCAUGCGGCAGAGCCCAGCUGCUUUAGCACAACCCUGCGAUUCAGCUUUCAGCCGUUUCGUUUCGGGGGGGUUUUUUUUGUUUUUUUUGCCUUGUUUUUCCCCAUUUCACCCUCAUUUACACGUGGAUACUGUCUCUCUAAAGACGUACAUAAAUGUUUUAGAGAUUUGAAUGAGAUCUCAUGCAUGUGAACAUUCACGGGCGUCCAUGCUGUCAGUGUUAGCUGUGUUCAGACCGUCACCCACAGCAGAAAACAUUCCAUUCUUCUGGAUGAACACAUUCAAACAGGUGGAGCCGGUGACGAAGAGACGAGAGAGAGAGAAAAAAAAAAAAAAAAAAAGACCUAUGCACAUCCCUUGCAUUUUGGCAACUUUGUAAACAGUUUAUUUUUACCAAUCAUGUAGUAAAAUGUGUUUGUAAAUGGUCUAAAUUUUUAUUUGUUGUAAGACUAAGGGGUUCAGGAUGAAAUGUCGUUUGAGAGUAUUAAUGUCGAAUCAGAAAUCUCAUUUUUAUUCCGUGCAGUUGUUUGAAGUAGAGGUGCGUCUGCGAGGCGAAAAGACAACACGUCUGUUCAUCUGAAUGAUUCUGUACAUGACAAACUGUUUACUCAAACUGCCCUGUGUAAAUGGCUCUACCGAUGACAGAGCAGUUCUUCGGUAUGAGCGUGUUUUUUUUUUUCCUUUUUAAAUAUAUUUCCUUUUAUGUGGUGAAGAUGUCCUCUGUGUCUUCUGCUCUGUGUUGCUCGUCCAGCUCUUUCGCUCUGCCUCUCUAUGCGAGUUGGCGGAGAUGGGCCAAUGGAAAACUUUUGGUUCCUCAUUUGCCGUUUUGUUUUUCCGGAUUUUUCCCAGCAGCUGUGGUAGGUCAGGUCCUGCCCGCUCGGCUCUGCGUGACUGCAGUCGGGAUCAGUGCCCAGUUAUGUGUCUGAGAGUGAUGCAUAGUGUGUGUGUUUGUCUGACCGGUGGUGCUGUGUGUCUGAAGUAUUUCUGUAUGCAAUAGAAACUGAAAGCUAGGGUGCUGCUGCAUGUGUAAACGUUCACUUUAAGUGAAGUCUCUUACAUUCACCAAGGCUGCAUUUAUGUCAUUAAAAUAAAUAUGUGAAAUAUUACAA